AUGUGGGUAUAUCUCUUCUGCCAUUUUCGUUCACGUAUUGAGUAUCAGCAGCUCCGUCGUUUCCAAAUCAAGUUCGUGUCUGAUCGCGACUACUAUACGGCACUCGCUCUCUUGGGCGAGAUCAAUUGUCCCUUGACAGAAGGGAGUGCGCCUUCGGUCCCGUCCUCUCGAAGACUGCCCUCAACCAUGUCUUUGAACUCGGAAUACGCCCCGUCACUUGCAACAAGCUAUACUGGGGAGCCGCACACCAGCCCUGCGAUCCCUUUUCAUCAUUCUGCAGCAUACAGACCUGCCAUGGCGACAACUACCAGCCCACCGCUCUCGUGCUCAGGAAGUGCCUCCCUUAUUACAUCCUACCUCACGCGUCCUUCGGUCAGAAGCAUCGGUCCCAGCAAUAACAGAGCACAGGCAACUUUACAACGACACCAGGAUACUCCGAGCUUCAAUCAUGAACCUAUGCGACGCACAAACACCUAUACCCUAUCGUCAACCACCGUGCCAUAUCACGACGUCGAACAACUGAACCAAAUGCUGCCCCCUCGCUCAGAACAAGUCAGGCGUACUAGCACAACAACUACUGCUGCUAGACCUACUAUCUCCGCAGCACACCAUGACAUUGAAUCGCUCAGCCAUGACCUUCCCCCCAAGCGAAACCUUCCAUUCUCAACCCCGAACCCAAUCGCGAAAAGACCCCGAACAAAUGCAGUGCUUCAAACUCAGACACCCAGUUCUACUCCACGUCCACCGUCGUCGCAACUCCCGCAUGCACGUCCCGAACUCAACGAGAGACAGGACUCCCAUGCAAAUGCUCCAUUGCGGGGAUUAUCACGUUGCGCCUCGAACAUCCAAGUCUUCCAAUCCCAACCUCCCUCACCGACACCAACGCAGCUGCAUCCACAGCGACUGCCAACGCAAAGAGUCCAUCUGCACUCUCCUAAGCCUCCGCCAAUCUUUCGACCAAAUACAUUUACGGAGCGCAGUACAGAUCUCGAUGACUAUACUUCAUCGGCUGCACAGCUCUGCCCAGACAUUCCGCCCAACACCACAUUUAUAACACAGCCCGAAACCCAAAGCCAGAACCAGCACCAAAAUCCACGGCCGCAACCACCUGCCCACCCACCAUCCCUAUCCUCGUCCUCAAUUGAACUAAGCCUUUCGCAAUAUUUCUCCGCACCAACAGCGGAACGCACCGCCAUGCUCGAGAACUGGAUGUGCGAGCUGCUCGAGGAUGAUAAGUUCAUGGUCCUGUGUGAGGAUGUCGAGGGGGUGUGGAGGCGAUUUGCGUUUGGGAAGAAGACGUGA
Messenger RNA from Penicillium lagena, 1302 nucleotides. RefSeq lists its product as uncharacterized. The transcript is spliced from 2 exons. Lineage: Eukaryota; Fungi; Ascomycota; Eurotiomycetes; Eurotiales; Aspergillaceae. The record is from RefSeq and is a predicted model, not a curated record. The coding region runs from base 1 to 1302 and encodes 433 amino acids. Gene Ontology annotation, biological process: reciprocal meiotic recombination.